Messenger RNA from Striga asiatica, 363 nucleotides. The record is from the annotation of a GenBank genome assembly. NCBI's taxonomy places the organism in Eukaryota, Viridiplantae, Streptophyta, Magnoliopsida, Lamiales, Orobanchaceae.
AUGAUGAUUGAGUUUUGUAUAGGCAGAAUACAUAGUACAGAGAAAGAAAAAAAAAACCCGUCGGUCUCAAUCUCCUCUCUCUCCCUACUCUUCUCCAAUUCCUCCGUCGUCCCCAAAUCUUCCGCCGCCGGCGCGCCGCUCCUUCUCCCUAAAUCGCCCCAGUCUGAAUCAUCCCCCAAUUUACCAAAUCGUCUUCUCCGAUCGAUUCAAGUAGCUGCGUCUGCGACUCCUUGUCGCCGGUCGUCGAUUCGUCAGUCGAGGGCGCUGAGCUUGGAGGUUUCGGCCGGGCACACUGUUGUUCACCGUCAAGGGAGAAAGUCUUCUCCCAACUCUCCCAAAAUCUCAGUUUCAUUAUCAAGGUAA